This is a messenger RNA of Didymosphaeria variabile, 333 nucleotides long. RefSeq lists its product as uncharacterized. The transcript is spliced from 2 exons. NCBI's taxonomy places the organism in Eukaryota, Fungi, Ascomycota, Dothideomycetes, Pleosporales, Didymosphaeriaceae. The record is from RefSeq and is a predicted model, not a curated record. Gene Ontology annotation, molecular function: 4-alpha-hydroxytetrahydrobiopterin dehydratase activity. Gene Ontology annotation, biological process: tetrahydrobiopterin biosynthetic process. Bases 1 to 333 code for a protein of 110 amino acids.
AUGGGCAAUCAAUUCGCCGGAGUCAUCUUCUCCGCGGGCCAGCCAUCCGACCUACUUCAGCGUCUGGCAAAACUCUCAAACUGGAAGCUGUCGCCAUCGAGCAAAGGCAUCUCGCGUCAAUUUACAUUCCCCGGCUUUGCUUCGGCGUGGCGCUUCAUGUCCAUCGUUGCGGAUGAGGCAAAGUCCAAGCGACACCACCCGUCGUGGCAUAAUCUGUACUCCGAAGUGACCAUCGAGUGGACUACGCAUAAGCCAGAAGGGCUCAGCAUCAAAGAUGUCGAGAUGGCCGAAUUCUGUGACCGGACAGCUGACAUGAUUGGUCUAAAAAACUAA